This is a messenger RNA of Gasterosteus aculeatus aculeatus (three-spined stickleback), 4352 nucleotides long. It is a transcript of the gene pard6b, whose product is annotated as par-6 partitioning defective 6 homolog beta (C. elegans). NCBI's taxonomy places the organism in Eukaryota, Metazoa, Chordata, Actinopteri, Perciformes, Gasterosteidae. The record is from RefSeq and is a predicted model, not a curated record. Gene Ontology annotation, molecular function: protein binding. Gene Ontology annotation, biological process: establishment or maintenance of cell polarity; centrosome cycle; regulation of cellular localization. Gene Ontology annotation, cellular component: apical plasma membrane; nucleus; cell cortex.
GAGAGAGAGAGAGAGAGAGAGAGACCCACACAAGAGAGAGAGCGAGAGCGACAGAGCGCGAGCGUAGUAGUGGUGUAGCUGCGUUGGCACGGCGAGUAUGAGAUAAGUUUCCUGGGUGAACUACGCUGGUCGGCGGCCGUUGUCGCAUUCUUGGAGAAACAAUAUCGCCGGUGGGCGUCGAGAAGUCGCGGAGACAGUCAGCGUCGCUGGAAGAACCGGCGGAUACGCACGUACUUUUGUUUUUGGGAUACAGAGCAGCAGCAGCAGCAGCAGCAGCCGCGCGAGGAGGAGCAGCAGCAGGCGCGCGGCGCUGCUAGCGAAACAUGAACAAGACCCACCGAGUGCCGAGCAACCGGUCACUCAGCACCGUGGAGGUGAAGAGCAAGUUUGGUGCAGAGUUUCGUCGGUUCUCGCUGGAGCGCUCGAAACCGGGCCGCUUCGAUGAGUUCUACGGCCUCCUGCAGCACGUGCAUCACAUCCCCAACGUGGAGCUGCUGGUGGGCUACGCCGACGUCCACGGCGACCUGCUGCCCAUCAACAAUGAUGAUAACUACCACAAAGCCAUCUCCACCGCCAGCCCCCUGCUCAGACUGUUCCUGCAGAGGAAAGAAGAAGCCGACUACACGUUUGGUACCAACUCGCUGACCAGGAAGAAGAACACCGUGCUGUCGGCGGUUCUUUUGCGUCCCGACGCCACAAGGAAGAAACCGCCGGUGAUCAUCAGCCUCCCGAGGGACUUCCGGCCCGUCUCCUCCAUCAUCGACGUGGACAUCCUGCCUGAGACGCACCGCCGCGUUCGCCUGUACAAGCACGGCCAGGAGAAGCCCCUGGGCUUCUACAUUCGCGACGGCUCCAGCGUGCGGGUCACCCCUCAGGGCCUGGAGAAGGUCCCGGGGAUAUUCAUCUCCCGCAUGGUGCCCGGCGGGCUGGCGGAGAGCACCGGCCUGCUGGCGGUCAACGACGAGGUUCUGGAGGUGAACGGCAUCGAGGUGGUUGGGAAAUCUCUGGACCAGGUGACGGACAUGAUGAUCGCCAACAGCCACAACCUCAUCAUCACCGUCAAGCCCGCCAACCAGCGGAACAAUGUAGUUCGCGGCGGUGGAGGAGGAGGCGGAGGCGGCACGGCGUCCGGUAGCUCAGGGCGGUCGUCGGACAGCGGCGCCAGCUACUACGGCUACUCGUCGCACGGCGGGGUCGGUGCCGCGGCUCCCGCGCCGUCGCACAUCAUCCAGAACUUCCCCGUCGGGGAGCUGGAGAGCGAGGAGGAGGACGACGAGGACCUGGUGAUCGAGGUGGGCGGCGAGGCCGAGUCCGCGGGGCGCGACCCGGCCGACUACGGGAUGCCCUCGCUGCCCCGCUACGAGCCCCACCUCAACCUCCGCACCCCCUCCGCCCUCUCCGUCAACGGCGCCGCGCUGGCCAGCGGCAGCAGCGGGCCGCCGAGCAACGCCAACUCCACCACACCGUCCCCAGACAGAGCGGCUGAGAUGCGCAGUCUGGAGGAGGACGGGACGGUCAUCACUCUGUAAGAGGGGCCGGACGCACGCGACUAAACACUGGAAACCAGAGAGGCAAACGUUAUCCACACGCACACACACACACACGGGAGUCAUGGUAACCAGCUCGGGAGCAUCCUGCACCAUCAUGAAUACGACUGUAGCAGAGCAGCAGAGCGUGUGCUCUUUGGAUCUCUUGUCACUGACGGCAGACGUGCGAGUUCUUCCUUAGAUCACGCGAUGGACGCUCGUCUACAUGCCAAUAACCGCCCAUGUGUGCCAUAGCGAUGCCCCCCCCACACACCCACACACCCCGCCCCAGGCCUGCAGGCACAGAAAUGUCGGACAAAAAGAGUGUAGCAGAAGUGUAAUUGGAUGCCGCCUCAUGCUCUUUUCUGAACCACUGUAAGCACUUGUUUUGCACCUGGAAGAUUUUGUUACGCUGAGCUUCCACAGGAGGGCAGAGAGGAGACGCCACAUCCUUGUUGUCAGUCCCUUGAAUAGAUGAAGCUUUAACAAGUCAUCCCCACCUCAUAACAACACACACUGAAGUAGUGCUUUUGUUGACAAUCUGUGGCUGUUUCUUCCCCUUUUUCUCCAUUUAGUUUUGCUUUGUCACCCAACUGUGACCUCCUCCCCCAGUGACCAGUACAGUAAUGUCCUGGUUUCUAUGUGAGGAAAAAGCACCUAGAAAGAAAAACUCUUGUUCGUUUUGGCUCAGAUGCUUUUAACUGCCCCCCCCCCUUUUUUUACUCACUGCGUCAAUAACUGACAAUGAAAGGUUGUAUAUUUGCGAUCUUUCCUUGGGGGGCAACUACUCUUUUCAUAAUCACUCAUGCCUGUUUUAUAUUGAACAAAAAUAGUAUGACAUAUUUCUGUUUCCUCUUAUUCUUUUACACCAUACAAGUGACCGUAUGACCAGUUUCGAUCUGACCAGCAGGAAGUCCCCCGACCGGAAACGGGACGUCUCGUACUGAAUCUCCCUCCUGCUUUUCCUUCACAUUGCCUUCCCUCUACUCCUCUGCGACAAGGGCUAUUUCCCCUGCUGCACGUACUUUUUAAUAUUCUUCUUCCUCUCUGGAACGCGACGCGACACACCUCAUCGGUACGUUCAUCUCUCUCUCGCCAGGUGGAUGGUUCACAAGACAUUUGCACAUGAAAAACUGUUGUCGGCAGUAUUUCCGCACCGCUUCCUUCUUUGGCUUCAUCACUGAGUUCAAUCAAUGACCCGCGAGGGGAGAAUGUAACCCUGAUACUUCUAAAUAUUGACUUUGGGCCUAAACGGCGGAUCAAUAGCCGCAUUGUGAUGUUGUUUGCAAACACAACCACAGAAAUGAGUUGGUGAUGCAGUCACUGACAACACGGAAACAGCCCAGAAUUUAUAAUAAGCUCUGGUCAGAUUGAGUCCUAUUUUAAACAAAAACUCAUUCACCACCGGGUUUGAUGAAGGCGAGGCAGGGCGGGGCGCCUCGCCUUCAUCUGUUUGCUAUCCAAAGCUUUCCGUAACAACUUUGUAACAAAACAUCCUCUCAGAAGCCUCGACUAAGGGAUUAGGUCCAAAUUUGACCCGCAACUUCUUCCCAGGUGCCGCUUUUAAUGUGGGAUUCUUGCACUUUUAAUUAAUUUGCCCAUGAAGACGCUCAGAUAUGCUUCUGAUCCAAUGAAACAUUCUCUACAGGAAGAGGCAAUUCUCGCACGGUUUUAGUUCUUAAAGCGGAUCCAUAACAUUUAUUGGAAAUGUAUAUCUAUAUCUAUAGAGAUGUAUAUAUCCAUUAACCUCGCGUGGUGCUGCCAACUGCUCCCCUGAAGUGAGAGCAGGCACGUUUCAGCAUUUGCGCUGUGUUUAAAAAAGAUGCUCCUGACUAGCGUGGCUUUUAUCUCCCUGGCUGAAACGUGGUGGGCACACACACACACACCCCCCCCCCCCCCCCCAGAGUAAUGUUUAUUGGCUUCAUGUGACCCCCUGUGCACUUGUAAUGAGACACGUCCACACGUACCACCAUCACACUAAUGUCCAUCCUUUGGUAGUUCUGAUUUAUUGCUUGAAUACCCAAUGAUCUUAUCUGACGGUGAAUAUCGAUGAGUGUAAACUAUGUGCACCCACUAUUGUAUUUCAAGCUGCAUGUGUACGGUCUUGUCUUUCACGGUACACAAGAGCACUGCCGGGACUUUUGACUUCCGACAUGAAAUGGUUGUGAAUGGUACUGAAUGGAAGACUUAGAAAUCAAUGUUAAUUUAUUUUCCUAAUUUCUGACUUUACCACAUAGACACUGGGAUUGUAACCACACCGGCAUUGUUAUUUAUUCUCUAAUCAUGCAUCUGCAUAUUUUCUUCCUUUUGAACACAUUUUAUGACUUUUAUUUUUAUAACUGCUAUGUUUUUCUGUAAUUGUUUUGGUUGUUAAUCUCUCGUAGAUGUUAUUUCCCAAUAGGAGACUAUUUUAGUAGGUGAUUCUACUAUUCUGGAUGAAGCAACGGAGAGUCUGUGCAAAAUGUGACACUACUAUUUUGUUUUUGUUCUCCCAUACUGUGAAUUAUCAAUAUUAUUUUGUGGGAGAGGAACCAUUGUAUUAGCACAACCUCAAAACAGGCUACUUGCUUUGCUCGGAGUACGAUUUAUUUUUAAUUUUUAAAGUGACCGAGCAAUGAUUUUUGUUCGCCAGAUAAAUCCAAUGGUAUAGAUUUGUAAAGAGGAUUGUCAGUAUUUUCAUAUCGACGAUAUAUACGAUGUACAUUUUUAUCACCUUUAAUGAAAUGUUUUUAAAAAUCAACUGGAGAAUUAUGAAUAAAUAGAUGUACACCUGUAAUUGCUGAUUGUAGGAGCUGGAUGAAAUAAACUAAUGUGUAGCAAUAUUAA